AGACGCCAAACUCCAAUACCAGUUUCAACAAAACAACCAUAUUAAGAAACCCUUUCUUAACCUUCUUGUUUUUUCAUCACAUGGAUGUCUCUAAUUUUUCAUCUUUCACAUCAUGAACAUCACAAAACCAUCAUGCUCUUACUACCAAAGCAAAUUUUCUUUGUUUCUGCUAAGUUGAUGCUAUUGCUAACUCUAUCCCUCUCAUAAGGUUCCAUCCAAAAAUCCAUGGCACUCACGAUUGUUUUCUCUCUGCUAUCCCUUCUGUUGGUUUCAGCUUGUUGCUAUGUGCAACCCCUUGAAGAGAGUUCCAUCUCUGGGGUCAUAUCUGACAAGGGCCUUGAAUAUGCCAAGGAGUUGUUGAUAGAGAAAGGUAUUGCCUCCAUUGUGAUGCUACAGCUACCAGAGAUUGAGAAUUCUGUCCAAGUCCAUCUUGUUGGAAAUUAAUGCUAAAGUGGUUCUUUCUGACAUCACAAUCAAGGAUGUUCAAGUCAAUUCUUCAUCUGUUAAGACUGGGGAGAGUGGUGAUAUUGUUCUUGUUAAUUUGAGUAUGAGGUGGAGGUACACUGUUCAGCUCUUGGUUAAUCCCAUUUGGAAUUUAAGAUAGUGGGAAUGCUUCAGUGAAGGUCAUCAGCAACCAUGACUUGAAUUUGAUCAGCUCCAAAAGAUUGCCACCAUUAACACUUCCCUUAUUAAAGAAAAUUUCUUUUCUGUGUAGCCAAAGUGACCAUACAAUCGCAAACCACACCACUCUCCAUCUUUCAUUAGCUUCCUUCCCCAACCAAUCACAAUUAUGCUGCAGGAGAUGCAUUUUUGGGUCCAUAUGGAUCACAUUAUGAAUCCCCCACCAGACAUAACACUUAUUCCAGAUUCCAGUAGCAAAACUACAAGUAAACAAUAAAUGAGGCUAGUAGAUGUUUUUGAAGGGGAUAUAGCAUCUGCCGUUGAAGAGGGCAUUUCGGAGAAAAUAAAAGGAGGGAUUGUGAAUAUUGAUAAUUUAUUGCAAUCUCUUCCAGAGAAGAUCUCACUAGACAAAACCGCUGCACUAAAUGUUUUUUUUGUUGGAAAUCCUGUGUUGAGUAAUUCCUCUAUUUCAAUUGCAAUUAAUGGUUUAUUCACAGGGAAAAAUGAAGUUUUAGUACCUCGGGGUUACCAGAAAGGAGUGAAGAUUUCUGCUGCCUGUGGUGGUUUACAAAAGAUGUUAAAGGUUUCGAUACAUGAAAAUGUGUUCAAAUCUGCUUCCCUAGUUUACUACAAUGCAGGUAAAAGGCAAUUGAUUAUUGAUGAACUGCCUGAUCAGAACAUUUUGAACACUGCUGAAUGGAGAUUCAUAGUUCCCCAAUUAUACAAGCGAUAUCCAAAUGAUGACAUGCAGCUUAAUAUCUCUAUAUCUUCUCCACAAGUUAUACAAGUGACCUACCAAGAUAUUGGUGCAACUAUUUUUGUAGAUAUAACAAUCGUUGUUCUGGAAGACGGUGAAGUCAUACCUGUUGCAUGCAUCUCAGUGGAAAUUAGUGCUUCAUGUGCUGUGGAAGUUGAAGGAAACAAUACUGCUGGUUGGCUCAGAUUACAAACAUUUUCUGAAUACUUGAAGUGGAGCAAAAUAGGGAAAUUGCGUGUGCAUCUGAUCCAGUCACUAAUGUCAAGUGUCCUCAAAACUGUCGUCCUUCCAUACCUGAACUUCAAAUUAAAGAGAGGAUUCCCAUUACCAAUUAUUGAUGGUUAAUUAUGGCUUUCAGAAUGCCAUUAUCUUGUACAAUCAUCCAUGGAUUAUGGUGUGUAGUGGUGUUUCCUUCGAAGAUUACUAUCUAGGUAAACAGUUAGCUUAUGUUUCAUAAAAUAAAGCUACAACAAAAAAAUUGUCAGCUGCAUUAUUGUGGAUGUAAAUGAAGAACAUUUAUAUAGAAACCCAUUUGUAAGUUACUUGUGUACAUAUCACAAUUAGUAUAUACCUUUUGGAUUUAGCCUUGUAUACACAUACAUCCUGCCAUGAAGAUUACUUGUUAAAAAUCUAUACCAUUAUUUUUGUGUCA
Molecule: messenger RNA, 2030 nt
Organism: Glycine soja
Lineage: Eukaryota; Viridiplantae; Streptophyta; Magnoliopsida; Fabales; Fabaceae
Product: putative BPI/LBP family protein At1g04970
Exons: 6
Coding region: 899-1723 (274 amino acids)
Molecular function (GO): lipid binding
Source: RefSeq, a predicted model, not a curated record